AGAGCAGACAGCAAUGCAGAUCUUCUAUCAGCAUGUGCAAGGGCGUAUAAUAAGAAACGUCUUAUUCGUCGUAUUUUUCUUGUUAUCACUGCUCUCAAUUGAAACGUGGUAUCUCCAUGUCAACUCUAUUACCUUCAUGAAAACCGGAGGAUGCGCAAAACAUGACGUCACUAAGUGUUUUAAUAGUGAGUUAUUUCGCAGUUCCUUGGAAGACGUGUACAGAAUAGAGGAUCACAUGUCAAACGGUACAACUCGUGAAAAAGAAGGGAUCAGCGUAUUUGUCAUCUCGUUUCCGGAUGCCACACUUGUUGAUGGAUUGAGGAUAGUUCAUCACUAUACCCAGAACAUCACAGUAUACAAACCACGAGAGUAUUUGAAAGAUGAAAGCCCUUGUUUUGUAGAUCGCUUUCACUUUCCUGCUGGAAAGUCGUCUCUUCAAGACUUAGAUAAAUUGAAAUCUCAUCUGGUGGCGCUCAAUACAACAUUUAACAGCUUUCAGCUGCAAUACGGUUCAACUGCACGAAGAGAGGUGACGAAUCUUAGUGACGUUGUUGGAACUUAUGCCAUCAAUUUAUGCAGUGAAGUCCCUUCCUAUUGGCUAACAUGAUUGGUAACGUGAUGGUCCGUCCAAUUGCAAUUUUCAAUAGUGCAAUAACCUUCAUGACCUUACCACCUUUUUACGUCAAAGACAUGAACUAUUACGUGACCGUCAUUCAGAUGACGAUUGGGUGAAAACAUAUAUGAAUAUUUUUGUUAUAGUGUCAUACUUCUUUUAUUAUUGAUUAUGAUAUGUGUGCCAUUUUUUUAUUUCAUGGGUAUGAUAAAAUCUUGUUCAUCUCAUUGACUUUAUUAAUUUAUUCAUCCGUACUGUAAUUUCCUGAUUUGUAUUUCGUUAAAAAUGAAAUGCAUAGAAGAGCUUAUCUAUGGCUUAGUAUUGGACCUAACUUAGGGCCUUUUCACACGUGAAUCUUGAAUCAUCAUUGUAUUGAUGAUUGCAAUUCGUCUUUAGAAUCAUCAGACCUUUCACACGUCACUCGAACACUGUGAUUUGAAUUCGAAUUCCGGAGCGAAGACGGUAUGUGCCCUUGGUGACUUGUCAAUCAAACCACUGCAUCGAUACGAUUUUUUAUUUUUUAUUUAUUUAUUACGUCUUAUUUUACCAGGGUGACUCUGUCAGUGGUUCAAACACUGUUAUACUUAGAGGCCCUGGAAUACAAUAACAAAAAAUACAUUAGAAAACAAUUACAAAACAUGCACAUAAAACUUAUUGUCAUCUACAUAUAGUUCAGUGGAGUUGAAUCAGCAACCACAUGGUGUCAGGCACGUGAAAUUGUUUAUUGGUAUACUAAAAUUGGUUAGAAAUAUAGAUAUGUAAGAUAUUAUUUACUGUAUUAGGUGAGUUAGUCAUUUACUAAAGGAAUUUCAUGAGGGGUGUUACCUAGUUUUGGGUCACUUUCCAGAUUCUUGCAGUAAAUGUGUGUUUAGAAGGUGCCUGCCUUACAUCAUGGACCUAUGAAGAGAUGGACAUUCAUCGCUUAGAUAAUGAAUUCACUAACAGGUGACGGUAAUUGUCAUCUGAAUAACAUUCUCUUCAUACUAGUCUUCUUUGGUCCUAUGAUCGUCACCGUGAGAAGGGACUGAAUUAGUUCGUUAUUGGACAUUUAUAUUUCACAAAUUAUAUGCGCAGUUGAUAGAAAAUCAAUGAAAUAAUGGAUAAUCGAUGUGCAGUUUUUGUUUACCUUUGUUAAUCUUAGUUCCAUGUGUUUUAUUUGGGGAAAUGUCUGCAUAUUUUAAUAUAGAGGCAAUAUUGUGAUUGAUUGUUUACCAUUUAAAAUUAAAUUUUCCCAAGUUUCUCCAUAAUAUUCCAGAUAUACGUGGCACAUAACAUGUGUAGAUCGUGUAUCUUUCAAUGUUAUUGAGGUCCUUAUGUGUGAGCGGUAGUUAGCGGAUCGAAUAAUAUCAUAUUUUAUAUCAUAAAAAUCGUCUGCUUCUCAAGUUUGCUGAUCCAUAUAUGAAGCAAAUUGACUGAAAGGCACAUACUGAAACAGGGGAUCAGCCAACAAAAGUCAAGACCGGGAAACUGUUCCGUCUUUGAGUGAUCAGAUACCCUUGGUAGUCAUGGUAAUUGCUAUUGUUACAACACCUGUAUGUUCUCAUUAAGAUGCGCAUAACCAGGUGACGGUGACUAUCAUUGGGUCAAAGAAAUGCUCGCGUUAAUCGUCCAUCUUUUCAUAGGUCCAUGCUUACAUCAUGCGGUAAACGAUUCCACUCCACUGCACCACCAUGGGAAAAGCUUGUUUGCCAGAAUUUGCCCUUGCUUUUGGUAUCAAAAGUCCAUCAAUUAUUGCAGCUCUGGUUCUGUAACCAUGAAUAGAAUUCGCUUUGUCAAAUAAAUUGGUCAGGUAUUUUGGUGCCUGUCCAUUUAUAGCUUUGUAUACC
This is a messenger RNA of Lytechinus pictus (painted urchin), 2439 nucleotides long. RefSeq lists its product as uncharacterized. The transcript has 4 exons. The record is from RefSeq and is a predicted model, not a curated record. The coding region runs from base 14 to 607 and encodes 197 amino acids. NCBI's taxonomy places the organism in Eukaryota, Metazoa, Echinodermata, Echinoidea, Temnopleuroida, Toxopneustidae.